AUGGAGAAAUACAUACUGGCCUCCAAACUCAGCCUAUAUACACUAAAAGCUAUCCCUGAAAAGAAAAGAAAAGUUAGGCGCUGGACCGCGCCAGGCCUCCCAAAGUCCCUCUCCUCCCCCUCGGUCAGCCCGACCCCUUGGACCCGGGCAGAAUGGGUGCAAGAGAACUUGCUGCCCCAAACAACCCCCCCGGAGAAUCCCUCCCGCCGAGGCCCGCUUCGCUGCCUCAGUUGCUGCCGAGAGCCCUUGCCCUUCCCCUCCCCCUCCGUGGCCUCCCCUCCCCCACGCGAGGCCCCGCCCGGCCUCCCUCUUCCCGGCUCCAGCCCCUUCCCACCGCCCCUGCAACCCCACCUGCCCCGCACCCGCCGGUUAGAAAGAAGCCGUCUCGGCGUUUCUAAGUCUCCCGGGCCGCCUAGCCCGAGAAAUCGGCCGCGCCCCCGCCUCCAGCGGCCAUACCGGUUUGCCGAGGCCGCCGCCACCCCUCCGCAGCUGCAGUCACGGCCCACUCGGUUGCCCUCCGGCCCGCCGCACCUCGCUGGCAGGCUUGCGCUGGCCGCGGCCAAUCACACAGACCCACCAAGCCUAGCGAGACCUCGGGCCCAGUACGUGGCAGGUGGGGAAAGCAGAGGGGGCGGGUACAAGAAGAAAACUGUGCGUUCGCUCCGCCUCAGAGCGAGCAAGCCAACCCAGAACGCAUGCGCGACGGCUGGGCUCCCCCCCCCCCGGGACUGA
This is a messenger RNA of Phacochoerus africanus (Common warthog), 732 nucleotides long. Its product is annotated as vegetative cell wall protein gp1-like. The coding region runs from base 1 to 732 and encodes 243 amino acids. Lineage: Eukaryota; Metazoa; Chordata; Mammalia; Artiodactyla; Suidae. The transcript has 3 exons. The record is from RefSeq and is a predicted model, not a curated record.